AUGGGCGUAACAGAAUUCUCCUACUUCACCAUCAAGCCCGGCAAGACAUUCCCCGACGAAGAGGGUCUGUAUGACCGCGUCUUAGACCAAGCCAUCAGCCAACCCGGCGCCGGGAGUAUCUACUAUGGCAACUCAAUCGAGAAGCCUGAGCAGUCGUGGUGUUUUCUCGACUGGGAUUCGGUGGAGGAGCACUCAGCCUACCGCAAUACCGCAGCCCACGCCCCCAUAGGCAAAGCCGUCGGACAAUACCUAGACUGGAACCAAGGCUACAUAAAGCACAUCGCGCCCACCCCCUGGCCCCCCACGAUUCUCGCCUCAGCCCCCGUCACCGAAGUCCUCACCCUCUUCUUCCCCGCAGACCUCGACGCCGCCGCCAAGGAAGCCCUCACGACGCAGCUAGAGGAGUUCAAGACCAAGGCGCUGGAUACGAGCCCCGACUUCAAGGGUAUCAGCUACGGGUGGAGCGUUGAGAACGAUGUUCCCGUCACGGACGAGCCUGGUACGACGGGGAACCUACUUGCUGCAUUUAUCGGGUGGCCGAGCAUGGAUGCGCAUAUGAAGUUCCGCGAUACGGUGCCGUUUAAGGAGAAUAUUGGGAUUCUGAGGGGGAUGGAGGGAAUUGUUAAGUUGGGGGUGUUUCAUGUUAGUUGUAAGAGCAAGUUGCCUCCUAAGAAGGAGUGA
Molecule: messenger RNA, 681 nt
Organism: Colletotrichum phormii
Lineage: Eukaryota; Fungi; Ascomycota; Sordariomycetes; Glomerellales; Glomerellaceae
Exons: 2
Coding region: 1-681 (226 amino acids)
Source: RefSeq, a predicted model, not a curated record